Molecule: messenger RNA, 1218 nt
Organism: Physeter macrocephalus (sperm whale)
Lineage: Eukaryota; Metazoa; Chordata; Mammalia; Artiodactyla; Physeteridae
Product: selection and upkeep of intraepithelial T-cells protein 8-like
Exons: 5
Biological process (GO): T cell receptor signaling pathway; regulation of cytokine production
Cellular component (GO): external side of plasma membrane
Molecular function (GO): signaling receptor binding
Source: RefSeq, a predicted model, not a curated record
AUGUCCUUGGUCCUGACAAAUUCCAGAGCCCCAAGAGGCCCCAAGUGGGGUCGAGGGGUGGCUUCAUGCCUGAGCCACUGCCACCCACCUUGCCACGUCCUCCUCAGAAAGCAGAGCCUGCAGCCACCCAAGCAAGGCUCUGGAGCGCUCGCCAGCGAACAUCCGGAUCUUGCUGGGGAGAGACUAAACAGGCGGCGAGUUCUCUGCCGCCUCACGCGGGAAACAGGCCAAGGAGAUUCAGAGGAUCCUGGGAUUAGCAACUGGAGGCAGAGCCUGGGACCUGGGCUCAUAUGCUCCUCUUCCGCCGGCCCGUCCCCGCCCCCGCCAUGUCCUUUUCUGGAUUCUGGGUUACUUGGAACAGAGGCUCUGAGAAGUCAGCAAGUUUUCCGAGGCCACAGAGUGAGUUAUGGCAGGGCCGAGAUGGGCACUCAAGGUUGCCAGCUACAAGGCAUUAUGAAGCUUAAAUCCUCUUCUUUUUCGUGGUACUAUGUGAGUCUUCUCUUACAAGUGAUGACAUCAACUUCAGAAAAUAGGACAGUAACCACUCUCAUGGGACACUUGGCUACUGUAGGAGGACAUGCUGAGCUCAGCUGCCAGUUGUCCCCACCAUGAAGUACAGAGCACAUGGAGGUGCACUGGUUCAGAGGUGGCCACUCCAAACUUGUUCACCUAUACAGAGACGACCAUGAAGUGAAUGGAGAAGCUGCCCCAGAAUAUGUGGAUCACACAGAGUUUGUAAAAGAGGCCAUUGGGAAGGGCAAAGUGACUCUCGGACUUCGUAAUAUCAGUGUUUCUGAUAAAGGAUCAUACCAGUGUUCACUUAAAGGUAGUGGCAUCAAUGAUGUGGCCAGCAUGAAUCUGAGUGUAACAGAUAAGUGUCAUGCACUAGGCUUGGAAACACAAACCCGUGUUCAGACUCCUGGCACUGAGGGACUCAUGGUGGAGUGUAACUCAGGAGGGUGGUUCCCACAGCUUCAGAUGGAAUGGAGAGACAACAGAGGAGAGGUAGUUCCACAUUCAUCAAAAUUCUAUUCACAGGAUGGAGCCAGAUUUUUUCACAUGAAGAUGACUCUUGUCCUUAGAAACCAGUCACAGGGCAAUAUGACUUGCUACAUUCACAACCCUCUAACAGGUGAAGAGAAACGAACAAAUAUCAUUCUAGUUGGUGAGUGUUUGUCAGAGUUUGGUUGUCAACAUAGCAACAUAAAGAGAAAUUAA